CACUUCCGCGUCGGGCCUGGCGGCGUAAGGCUGCCGCGCCGAGGGCCCGGCCGGUCGCAGCUAUCAGGUCUUCAGAUGCACUGCUGCUUCGUGAGUGAAGGGUCCUGGAUCAGGAGCCAUAAGGGUGGAGCAGUCCUGAAGGAGGCCGCUUCGGGGUGCAGCUGGAAGAACUUGGGAUGGAUCCUGCUACCCUGGAUUGCAACUGGUUCCAUCACUUAUGAGUAGGUCCCAAUGUGGACCCUGCACACAUCACUCUUAUUUUUUUAUCCAAGUAUUCUCAUCUGUCAAUAGGGCACCAUUGCUGCCUCCAUUUUAUGGACGAGGAAACAAGAAAAGGAAGAUAAAUAAUUUGUCCAAGAUCCCAGAACUAAAUGAGGAGGUCCUGGACUGCCAUUAUUUUGAAGUUUGAAAGUGUGAGGCAAACCUUUAGGUGUCCAAGGGAGCAAUGGCAGGCCACAAGACAGAAGAGGUGCUCGAUAUUCUUCGGCUGAAUGUGGGUGGCUGUAUUUACACAGCCCGGCGAGAGUCUUUGUGCCGUUUUAAGGAUUCUAUGCUGGCAUCUAUGUUCAGUGGUCGUUUUCCUCUAAAAACAGAUGAAUCAGGGGCUUGUGUUAUUGAUCGUGAUGGACAUCUAUUUAAAUACCUUUUGGAUUAUCUUCAUGGAGAAGUUCAGAUUCCCACAGAUGAGCACACUCGUGUUGCCCUACAGGAAGAGGCUGAUUACUUUGGCAUACCUUACCCAUACAGCCUGUCUGACCACUUGGCCAAUGAAAUGGAGACAUAUUCUUUAAGGUCAAAUAUAGAACUUAAAAAGGCUUUAACAGACUUCUGUGAUUCAUAUGGCUUAGUUUGCAAUAAGCCAACAGUUUGGGUUCUCCACUAUCUUAACACAUCUGGUGCAAGCUGUGAGAGCAGAAUUAUUGGUGUAUAUGCCACAAAAACUGAUGGAACUGAUGCUAUUGAUAAGCAGCUUGGAGGAAGAAUUCAUAGCAAAAGCAUUUUUAAAAGAGAGGCGGGAAAUAAUGUUCAGUACAUUUGGAGUUAUUAUUCAGUAGCUGAGUUGAAGAAAAUGAUGGAUGCCUUCGAUGCUUGGGAAGGAAAAGGUGUUAGCUACUGGCGGGUGCCUCAUGAACUCAUAGAAUGCUGGACACUGGAGGAGCGGCCUUUACUUGGAAGUCUGCGGCAUAUGACUCCAAUUCGAAAGAGGCGACUGAUAACACUCAAUGAAGAGGAAGAAGAAGGUGUGAAUUGUAAGGCUGGUCCUAAGCCAGUCAGAUUUUUGGGCCCUUCCACAAGCACCCAAAUUAAAGUGAAAAACUCCACUUCAGUCAGGGUGUCUCCAGCUAGCGCUAUCCAGAUCUCCUCUCAGAUGCCAGCAAACCAGUCUCAGAGUGGCAGCUUUGGAAAGGCAGCUCAGCGCUCUGUGAACCCUGUGAGCACUGGGGCAUCUGGUCACUCUCAAGCUUCACAUGGGGCCAGAAGUGCUGAAAAUGGAGCCCCACACCCGCCUCCAGCAAAGGUACUGCUCUCUGACAAGAAGUCUACACCCCACCGAGUGAUAAAGCUGAAGAGGACUCCAUUGUGUGCUGCAGUGCCUUCUCUGCCCAUCCCCACAGCAGCAGCGAGGCAGGCCAGCCCCUCCAAACCACUUCCUCCAGAAGCUUCUAGCACUUUGGAUGUGGGAACUGAAAAUGAGAAAGACCAAUCUGAUGGAUAAAAAUGGUAGAUUUGGUACUCCUGUUUGUCUCAGAGCUUUCAACACCUUUGAUACCAAUAAGUGACACUGUUUCUUGAUGCAGUAGAAGGGAAGGCUUCUGUUUAUGCUUAGGAUUAUUAUGGGAAAAAUGAAUUGUGUGAAGUAGGAAUGGAGGAGGGGAGACUUUGAAUGGUUGGGGUUUUAUUUAAAUUUACUUCUCAUCCAUCUUCCCAACUUUUAAAGGAUUGUCUAUGAGCAGUUUGAUUUUCUGGUUUUUUAAAAAAUUUUAUUUAAAUGGUUAAUUGGUAUUAAGGUGACAGUACAGCACAGUGAUCAUUAGAGAAGUCUCUUUUGUUGCUGAAACAUUGUAGACUCUAGGCACUUUUGUAAUGCUCCUUCUUGCAGCCCAGGUCCUGUCUGGUGAGUGGAGAGGGUGGGAUCAGCACUUGCCUGCAGUAUAUUGAAGCCAGUAGAGGUCAGAGAGGAAGAGUAGAACAAGGUGAGCUGCCUGCAGUUGCUCUCAGGCUCAAAACACAAUACGAAAUGAAAUGAUGGGGAGAGGAAAAGACAAUAAUUCGAGAUCAUACUCUGACUCUCACUUGAGCCAUUUUCUUUCCUAAAUUGGCUUUUGUUAUUCUUUUCCGUUAGCAGAUUUAUUUAUAGACACCAUAGAAAGAUUUCAGUGAUAAGAACUAUACAACAUGUCUUUGGAAUGAAAUGUUAAAUUUUUGAAUUUGAAUAGUGCAGUUUUGAAAUUACUUUGAAAAAUAGAAAUUAAAAAUUUAACUUUUUAACUAAAGUUAAUAUUCGUUCAUCAGAACUGACCAUUAUAGUCAUUCUGAAUAUACAGUGAUUUUUUUAUGCAUAACGUGAAUUUAAUAUUUUUAAACAGAAUAUUUUGAUUAAUCCUCUAUUUUUCAUGACUAUUCACUUGUGCAUUUACUUUACAUGUUCUGUUUUGUAACUGAAACACAUAUUCUACUUUCAGUGAGCAGUAUGACUUCAGCAUUUUCAAUAAGCUCAUAAAGCAGGAUACUUUUUACUUAGAUGCUUAGCAUUGUUCUUGCAUUGCCUUGAAAAACGUAAAGUAAACAUAGUCAAAACAUUAUUUUUUACAAAAUAAAGAAAAACUUUUCCAUAAAAAGCAACAUUUUUCUGUGACUGUUCUUAAGUCUUGAAUCUUUUUAGCAAUUUGAAGUUUGUUAGUUAGAAUAGGUUUUCUAUUUCUGCCUACAAAAUUGCUUUCUUGUCCAGAUAAUGAGUGAAAUAAUUAAAACAAUUUUGGAUAACUA
Messenger RNA from Marmota flaviventris (yellow-bellied marmot), 2988 nucleotides. Lineage: Eukaryota; Metazoa; Chordata; Mammalia; Rodentia; Sciuridae. The record is from RefSeq and is a predicted model, not a curated record.